Ooceraea biroi (clonal raider ant) is the source of this 1982-nucleotide messenger RNA. RefSeq lists its product as uncharacterized. The record is from RefSeq and is a predicted model, not a curated record. Gene Ontology annotation, molecular function: odorant binding; olfactory receptor activity. Gene Ontology annotation, cellular component: plasma membrane. Lineage: Eukaryota; Metazoa; Arthropoda; Insecta; Hymenoptera; Formicidae. Gene Ontology annotation, biological process: sensory perception of smell; detection of chemical stimulus involved in sensory perception of smell.
AUAUACAAGAAAGACGCCAAGUACACGCGCUACUUGGUUUCAUGGAAAAAGUAUCAUAUCGUACCACCAACAGGACUGAUAUCAAGUCAUCGUUAGAUUCUUACAUUAUUUCUAUGGUAGUUUUGGAAAAAACUGAAGCACAAAACUUUUAAAUGGAAAAAAAAACUUGGCACUGCUGAGUAAACGGUUUAUUGAAACCCAGCUUUUCCUUCCACGCGACGUCUCAAAGCGAUCCGAUCUGUUCGCCGGAGGCGAUAGUCACCUGCGCUUGCGCUUCCAUAAAUUUAAAUAUGAAUUAUACCUGUGUAUUUUUCUUACAUUCUUCUAUUAUUCAAUUCACUUAUGUCGCGAUAAGGGUUUAAUAUAACGUAUAACAAUACUCCUAUAUUUCGUGUAUCUAUAGUCUCAUUAAUUUUUCAUCGCGUAAUAAGAGAAAAUUGUUAACUGAUGGAAAUUGUUAAAUUACAUUCAUUCUUUAUUCAUCCACAUUAUCUUAACAGUGUAUAGAUAUAGAAAAAAUUGUAUAAAACUGAAGACAUUCAGUGCACUUAUCGGAAGAUCAGUCGUUUCAUUACCAAAGCUGCUCCAUUCGCGGCGCGAUAUGGUAUUUGCAGGCGAACGCUGUGUAAAGCUCCAUCGAAUUAUGCUUAUGAUUGUGGGGUUAUGGCCGUAUCAGAAACCAGUCAUUUGGCGAAUACAAUCAGUUUUCUUUUUGAGCGUAUACUGCUGCCAUGUAUUUUCUCAGUUUGCGUCGUUCUUAACGACGACUUGUAACAUGGAAUGCAUCCUAAAAAGAUUUUCUUAUAUUUCUAUUACUUUUGUUUUUAUUAUGAAUUACUACUCAUUCUACUUCAAUUCUGAAGCUGUAAAGCAAAUGUUGGAACAUAUACAAUUGGACUGGAAAAUGUAUGGUAAUAGUGACGCAAUGAAAAUAUUUGAAGAAUAUCUCUUUGAAUCUUAUAUUUUCACAUUAUUGACGUAUUUUUGUUUUUUACUAGCUGCAUCGGUUAUGGCGACUAUUGAAUGUAGAUCUAUCAUUCUUGAUAUUAUUAUACCGAUGAAUGAAUCGCGACCACGUAAAAUUGAAAUGGAUCUUGAAUUCUUUGUGAAUGAAGAACAAUAUUUGUUUUUGUAUUUAAUGCAGGAGGGAUUAGGAGUGGGAAUCGGAGCUUGGUCGGUGAUUACGACUGGGACGAUCCUAACUACAGUAGCGAAGCACUCAUGUGCAACAUAUAAAAUUGUUAGUUAUUUAAUCCAAAAUACAGUAACUAUCCAUACGCUACAGCUUCCUAUUGUUCAAAGAAUACAAUACAUGCAUCGGAAUAUCUGUCUUUCAGUUUACAUUCAUAGAAGAACAUUGGAGUUCUGCAAAAGCUUGUUACUUUCGUUUGAUAUAUGGUAUUUCCCAUUACUUUUAGUUGGCGUCGUGUCUUUAAGUUGCAUUCUAUUUCGCCUAUACAAUGCUAUAAUACAUUUCAACGACUUUUAUGAUAUUGUGCUGUCCUGUGCACUUUUGUUCUGUUAUUUGAUAUACAUGCUUAUGGCAAAUUUUCUUGGGCAAUCUUAUAGCGAACAUAGUAUAGAACUAUUAGAAUUUACAUAUGAUACUCUUUGGUAUGUAGCGCCACUACCGAUUCAGAAAUUGUUCUUGAUGAUGCAAACAUCUAUAAGAAGUCAUAAAGUAGUUAUGGGUGGUGUUUUUGUUAUGUCCAUAGAAGGAUUUUCUACGAUGAUGACUUCAGCUGUAUCAUAUUUUACAGUCAUGCACGCUAUGCGUGUAUGAAUAUGAAAUAGUAAUGUAAGAAUCAAUUUAUUAAUCGUAAAGAAAGCGGCGUCGUUAGUGUCUCCGCGGCGCUAGUAGUGUUACUUCUAGUUUAGCGGGACGAACGCGGGGUGGCGGGCGAUUAGAAUUUAAGAAAGAGAGUCUUGUGCACGUUGUAAAAGAAACGAGUUCCAAUAAAUAUAUUCGAUUAUGAACCUGU